AUGGCCUUAUCUACGCCUCCCCGCGAAACUUUAGCUGCUGCCGAGUGGUCGUUCAUUGCAUCAAGAAUCAAUGAGAUCGUGCUCGAUCUCAACCCAUCUAUUGUCCUUCGAUCCCUUACACCCGACUCCCGCACUCAAUCACGGAGCUUACUACAGUAUGGGAUGCAGAUUGAGCAAGCACAUAUCAAGCAGCUCAGCGGCUUUAUGGCAAUUGAAGGCAUUGCUCCCAUGGGACCCUUACGGGUUUUGUAUCAAUCAUUCGUAGAUCCUGGCGAUCUGGGCGUGGAAUUGGUUCACCAGAUGGCUUACGAACAUCGUCUAUUGCUCAUGGAUGAUGCGAAUGAGCCCAUUCGAGUCUCAUUAGGCCUCUGGCGUGUGUGCUGCUUCUUCCGCAUCCAUCUCGCCCUUGCGAUCGGCCCAGAACCUGCAGGCAUUCCCGAGUGGUACCAUAACCCAGAGGAAAAUCUUAAGGGGCAUAAUGACAAUGUCCUUGCACAUACUGCAGGAGAACUUUACAUUCAGCUACAGAAAUGGGGUUCUCCUUCGCAGUCAACUGCCACAGCCCUUGUCGGUGAACUUCAAGCUCUCAUUGUUGGAAUCAAUUCCCUCGCCGAGCAUAAUGACGAGUAUGGGCAUGCACUGGAGAGGGAGGUCACUAGGAGGGAGCUGGAGCUGGUUUGUAUCUACCUUCGUGAGCAUCCUGAGGUUGAUAUCCCCUCAAAGCUCAAGGAGGAUUUGGCGAGGGUGGGGAACUACUCGGCGUCUGACAUCGAGAAGACAUCGACCGAGCUGAUAAUGGUGCGGCAGCCGGUGGCACGGGAGCGGUAG
Messenger RNA from Peniophora sp. CBMAI 1063, 828 nucleotides. Lineage: Eukaryota; Fungi; Basidiomycota; Agaricomycetes; Russulales; Peniophoraceae. The record is from the annotation of a GenBank genome assembly.